GCCGCUGCUUUAAAACUAGACGGAUCGCCUUUGCCGUCAGGUCGAAGAAACAGCGAGAGAUCGAUCCAUCCAUCCAUCGAGAGCUUCUUGUCCAUCGCCGGCGAGCUCUCCGGUCCCGGAAUCAGCCGAUACCUCCGGAGUCCGGCCAUGUCGUCGUCGGGGGGAUUCAAGAACGGCGGGAAGCAGAAGCCUCUCAAGGCGCCCAAGGCCGCCAAGAAGGAUUACGACGAGACCGAUCUGGAAAACAUGAAGAAGAAGAAAGAGGAGGAGAAGGCCCUGAAGGAGCUGAGGGCCAAGGCGGCGCAGAAGGGCGCACUUGGAGGCGCCGGUCUCAAGAAAAGUGGCAAAAAAUGAGCCCUGGAUAAUUAAUUCUUUAGACGCUUAUUAUCUUACUCACUUUGUCCCAAAAACUUAAUCUGCCGGAUAUGUCACAUCUACUAGGAUGUAUAUUAGAAUAUGUCACAUCCAAUACAUUGUUUUUUAUGGGAUAGCGAGAGUAGUUAGCAGCAGCUUGAAACUGCUCUAGAACAGACAUGAGAUGUUUCAACUCACUUUUUAGGUUAUUAAUAGUAGAGAGUAGCAGUUAAUUACUUACAUAUAUGAGGUAUCCUAGGAUGUUUUAGACCACAAAUAUGAUGGCGUAUGAUGAUUUUUUUUUUUGCA
Molecule: messenger RNA, 663 nt
Organism: Oryza sativa Japonica Group (Japanese rice)
Lineage: Eukaryota; Viridiplantae; Streptophyta; Magnoliopsida; Poales; Poaceae
Source: RefSeq, a predicted model, not a curated record